UAUAUAUGGAGAUAUAACACGAGGCCGUUAUAUAUCAUCCCUUUAUAUGGUGGGACCCCGGGCGACUCCACCUGUUCGCACACACGAGCCGAGCCGGGCGGGAUUUAAACACAUUAAUUAUCGACAACAUCAAUCAAUCAGAUAUCAAUCCGUCAAUCAACCACCAAAACCGCUGAACCCCCACCAGGACACCCCGCACUGACUGGUGUCGUCACUGAUAUCCGCAUCGAUGGUCUGGCUGUGACAAUCUGCUUGAUUUGCUGCGUAUCAUCAACGUGUGGAAGAGGAUCUGAGUAGACGUCGGCCGCGCCACCAGCGUCGUCCGUCACCAUGUUUGCAGGCGUUGGGCUCCUAGCUCCUUUUCAGACCCCAACUUCAGCAGAUGGCACACCAAGGAAGGUUCCGCCUCCAACGCCGGUCAGAUUCCCCCAAUGCACCCCACAAACGGAAGACAGGCCUCUAUCGAGCAAGGUGCCAUUGCCCACGUUGUUGCAGACUAUCCAUAGACCAGCGGAUCUUCAACUAUCACACUUCGAAGCUCUGGGAGUCCACGUGAUCCCCGAUGCUUCCCCACGAGACAUUAUUCCGGACCCUAGCUUCCUACCGCCUUUCGAGGAAUGGCUAGCCAUACCUCCAGAGGAGCUGGAAGAGAAGACCAUUGCGAGCAAGAAACGCCUCAGCAAUGGCAACCUAUCACCUGGCAUCCAAACCUAUAUUGAGCGCCGCAAUGAGUUAUCCAUAGACAACACCCCGGCCUUUCGCACAAUUCGACGAAUUCCGCCACCUCCUGGUGAAGCAGCCGUCCGCCUGGGAAACGCAUACGAGUUCUUCAGGAACCUCGAGCUGUUCUCAGGGUACUGGCCGGAUACCUCCCUCCCAACAAAACCAGAUGAACCGUCCUCAGACCCCGGGCCUUCUUCCGAUGAUGGAAAGGGGAAAGAAGAAUCAGCACUACACCUCCAAACCCAUCAUCUCAUAGGAACAGGAUCACAAACUCCCGCAGAAUACCGUCAGCAACUGCUCACGGCCUUUAUCAAGCUGGUCGCCUACGAUUUUGGCUGCAAUGUCUCCUUCUCCCGCUGCGAGCCGCGUCUACACCUCACACCCCCAUCGCCAUCGCCGCCAUCCCAUUUCAACUCCGCUGUGGCAUUCAUCUACCGCACGCCCACCGACCGCGCAUCCGCUCGCUCUGGUAUCGUCGAAGGACCUCUCGCCGCAGUAUCCUGCCGGCCCACCACCGGCUUCACCACGCCGAACGAAGAGCGGCUCGACCUCGCCCGCGAAGUCGUCGCCGUCCUCCUCACAGCUCAACAGCGCGCCCGCGAGGGCAAAUCCGAGAAGCGCUUCGGCGAGGGCAAGUGGUGGACAUCUACGCCACGCUGGGGCGGCGGCCCCGGUGGCCCCAUCGGCAGCGAAGCCGACCGGACGGAGGAACCGAUCCUGGAGCUCGGCCCGGGCGCAGAGAAACUGCCCAGCAGCAUCAGCGAGAUGAAGCGGGCCAUCGGCGGCAUCGGCGGGUCGAGCUCGAGCAAGCGCAGCAAAAAAGGGACCGCGCAGAUCUAUGAGAAUUAUCGCAAACUGCUUCCCCCGAGCAGCACGUGGGAUCGCAAGGCAAGGUAUUCGGCGAUUGGGAAACCAAAGGAUGUGGGCGCGGACGACGUGUUCUUAGUCAGUACGCUCAACCACCAUGUCUGCAUCGUGCGAGCUCGAGUCCCGGAGUCUCUCCUCAGAGUCCUAGAUGGGGAGGAGAUCGAGUGGGAACGUAUGGUGAUGUGGAGAAGUCGAUGGUUUGAUCUCUUCCUAAAGGAAGACCGGAUUCAGGGCAUGGAAUUGAUCUGGGGCAUGAUGGCAUGGUUGAUGAGGAGUGAGAGUCCUGCUGAUACUGACAAAAUGGAUGUUAGUAGGUAGUUAUGGUGCUGGAGAGUGGGUUGGGAUAUCGAAACGAAAUGAAAUUGCAUGCACAGUUGGAUGAUAGGUUUAGAAUGGCGAUGAUGUUUAGGAUUCAAAGAUAAUGCAAUGCAAUUCAUGAGUGAGCACUUCUUAGCAAGCUAACCAGGAUAUAAACGCAGAAGAAAUAGAAAAGUUGAUGAGUGAGCUCUUCUUAGCAAGUUAUCCAGGAUAUAAACGCAAAAGAAAUAGAAAAGUU
Molecule: messenger RNA, 2146 nt
Organism: Amorphotheca resinae ATCC 22711
Lineage: Eukaryota; Fungi; Ascomycota; Leotiomycetes; Helotiales; Amorphothecaceae
Exons: 2
Coding region: 331-1908 (525 amino acids)
Source: RefSeq, a predicted model, not a curated record